AUGUCGCAGGCUCGAAUCUACGCUGAUGUUAACGUCCGCCGCCCUCGAGAUUACUGGGAUUACGAAUCUUUCACCGUUCAAUGGGGUGACCAAGAAGAUUAUGAGGUUGUUAGGAAAGUGGGAAGGGGAAAGUACAGCGAGGUUUUUGAAGGCAUAAAUAUCACGAACAAUGAAAAGUGCAUCAUCAAAAUUCUCAAGCCGGUCAAAAAGAAGAAGAUAAAGAGGGAGAUUAAGAUACUUCAGAAUCUUUGUGGAGAUUUUAAAGUCUUGUACCCGACGCUGACAGAUUAUGACAUACGCUACUACGUAUAUGAGCUUCUGAAGGCAUUAGAUUAUUGCCAUUCUCAGGGGAUAAUGCAUAGAGAUGUCAAACCUCACAAUGUUAUGAUUGAUCAUGAGCUGCGAAAACUUCGGCUCAUUGAUUGGGGCCUUGCUGAAUUCUAUCAUCCCAACAAAGAAUACAAUGUCCGAGUGGCUUCAAGAUACUUUAAGGGGCCUGAGCUGCUUGUGGACUUGCAAGACUAUGAUUAUUCUCUAGACAUGUGGAGCCUGGGUUGUAUGUUUGCUGGAAUGAUUUUCCGGAAGGAGCCUUUCUUCUAUGGCCAUGACAAUCAAGAUCAGCUUGUCAAAAUAGCUAAGGUCCUUGGUACAGAUGAAUUGAAUGCAUAUUUGAACAAAUAUCGUCUUGAACUGGACCCUCAACUUGAAGCUCUUGUUGGAAGGCACAGCAGGAAGCCUUGGUCAAGAUUUAUUAACUCAGACAAUCAACAUCUAGUUUCUCCAGAGGCCAUUGAUUUUCUUGAUAAACUUCUCCGUUAUGAUCAUCAAGAUAGGCCUACAGCCAAAGAGGCAAUGGCUCAUCCUUACUUCAAUCAAGUGAGGGCAGCCGAAAAUAGUAGGAUGCGGACACAGUAG
This is a messenger RNA of Fraxinus pennsylvanica, 915 nucleotides long. The record is from the annotation of a GenBank genome assembly. NCBI's taxonomy places the organism in Eukaryota, Viridiplantae, Streptophyta, Magnoliopsida, Lamiales, Oleaceae.